AUGGCGUCGUGUGACUUAAAGUUUGUGAAAGUGAUGGCAGAAGGUCGAUUUUCGAGGAUAUAUGAGGCGUGGAGGGCGGAUAGUAGUGGAGUCGGUAGGAAACACGCCGUGAAGCUGUUUACCAGGUUUGAUCCAAAUAGGCUUGAGCAUAUUCAUCGUGAAGAGUACAUGUUGAGACGCAUCGCCACAGCAACCAAGCAGUCACCCUUCGUUAUCACCUACUUCGAGUCCAUUGAAUUGCGAGGUUACCCCGCUUUCCUGUUGAGUAGUGGUUGUGGAAAGGACCUCUUUGAUCUCGCAGACAAAUAUGGUGGAAUGUCAGAAGAACAGGCCAAAUUCUAUGCUUGUGAGCUCAUCUGUGGCUUGGAGCAUCUCCACUCAUUGGACAUUGUGCACUGUGAUAUCAAACCGGCAAAUGUACUCCUCUACCACACCGGCCAUAUCAUGAUCGCCGACUUCGAUUUUGCCAUGGACCAAUCAGAGCGUGGUGAUCCUAACUACAGAAACUAUGCUGGUGGAACGCCGGGCUAUGUAGCUCCUGAGAUUUUGAGGAGAAUCACUUGCACCAAGAAAUCGGAUGUGUGGAGUAUGGCUGCUGUGAUAGUUGAUUUAGUCACUCCCAGAAAUUUGAGGGUGACAUGGAGGCAAAAGGCUAGCAUGAAACCUGGAGAGUUUGAUGACGGUUUCCUGGCCAAUGAGUGGAAUCAAACUUCUCUCCUUCUCCUCUCUAUCCUCAUCCAAUCCACACUUCGUACCACUAAAAUGGGACAAAUUGUGUUGAUGAAAUGUUGGGCAGUCUCAAGACCACGGCCUCAAGGCGGUUUCUUCGCAGCCAAAGCCAUCAUCAGUGAAUGGAGCAGCGACACCACUUCAACAGGCACAGUCUCCAGAGACGCCUCGUUUAUUCGCAUUGUGGAAUGA
Rodentolepis nana is the source of this 921-nucleotide messenger RNA. The record is from the annotation of a GenBank genome assembly. Lineage: Eukaryota; Metazoa; Platyhelminthes; Cestoda; Cyclophyllidea; Hymenolepididae.